UUAGGUUAGAAUAAUGUUAAUUCCACGUAAACAAUAUAUUUUAAAUUAUAAGUAAAAAAUAAGUCUUACAACGAUAAACAAUAUGGUACUAAAGCGGACUAAGGGUUACCAAGAUAUAGAUGGGGGCAGUGGGGCCAGUGUGUCUAAUCCAUCUGCUUCUACUAAUGAGCUUGUAGAUCCUGAUGUAGUUAUACCUCAAGAAAUUGAAAUGGCUUCUGUUUCAGUUGUACCUGAUGAUACAUUUACAGUUACGCAAGCUGUGAACGCCCUAGGAUUUGGAUGGUUUCAAGUAAAAUUGUCACUUUGGACAGGAUUGUGUUGGAUGGCUGAUAGUAUGGAAAUGACUAUUUUGUCUAUUCUUUCGCCAGCCUUACAUUGUGACUGGCAUAUUUCAAGAUAUCAGCAAGCUUUAACUACAACUGUAGUAUUCUUAGGAAUGAUGUUAUCAUCUACCUUUUGGGGCAACUUGAGUGAUAGGUAUGGCAGGAAACAGGCCUUAACACUAUGUGCUGUGUUAUUAUUUUAUUAUGGUCUAUUAAGUGCAAUUGCUCCAAGUUUUAUGUGGAUUUUACUUUUAAGAGGGCUAGUAGGUUUUGCAAUUGGAUGUACUCCACAAUCUGUGACUUUGUACGCUGAAUUUUUGCCCACCAAACAAAGAGCUAAAUGUGUUGUUUUGCUUGAUUGUUUUUGGGCGCUUGGCGCAUGCUUUGAAGUGACUCUAGCAUUAAUAGUUAUGCCAACAUUAGGUUGGCAUUGGUUAUUAGCUCUAUCCACAGGUCCGUUACUGGCUUUUGCAUUGAUAUGUCCCUGGUUGCCAGAAUCUGCAAGAUUUCAUGUCGCUAGUGGACAAACAGAGAAAGCAUUGGAAACUUUGGAGAAAAUAGCAAAAGAUAACGGGAAGCCUAUGUUGUUGGGCCGUUUGGUUGUGGACGAUUCCAUGACGUCUUCUCCUCAUAGAGGGAGAUUUAAAGAUUUGUUGGUCCCUUCUUUAAGAAUGACAUCUCUGUUGUUGUGGUUUAUAUGGAUGGCGUGCGCGUUUUGUUAUUACGGACUGGUUUUGAUGACGACAGAAUUAUUUGAAACGGCUGCGAUAAUCUGCUCUGAGGAGCCGGUGCCUACACAAACUUUAGAUACGUGUGCAGCGGACUGUCGUCAGUUGCAAACUACCGAUUAUAUGGAUUUACUUUGGACAACAUUGGCAGAAUUUCCAGGAAUCUUUAUUACUAUAUUCAUUAUCGAAAGAUUUGGAAGAAAGAAAACGAUGGCUGUGCAAUUUGUUAUUUACGCAAUUUGUUGUUGUUUCUUAAUGGUUUGCACUAAAAAGCGAGUUUUUCUGACAAUCAUGCUAUUUUUUGCUCGUGGUAUAAUAGCUGGUGUAUUCCAAGCAGCUUACGUUUAUACCCCUGAGGUGUAUCCUACUUCGCUAAGAGCAGUUGGAGUUGGAUCUUGUAGCGCAAUGGCUAGAUUUGGAGCGAUGGUUACACCAUAUGUGGCACAGGUGUUAUUAAAAUCUUCAAUUUCCCUUUCAACAACAACGUACGCUGUAGCAGCUAUUUUAGCAGCGGUAGGCUGCCUCCUAUUGCCCAUCGAAACAAGAGGAAAAGAACUUACCGAAAAUGUUCAGCAGCAUGCAAACGCAAACGUUACGAAGAAAUGACGUUAGUCUUUAGAAAAUGAUCUCUUGUAGAGUUUAAGACUACACUGCUUCAGUAUUACACUGUAGUUACUCAUGACAGUAAACCAAAGUACUUAAUGCUUCUAUUGCACGAAUUUUUACCAUAGUAUUUAUUUUACAGUAUAGAUCUUUAUUAAUUUAUUAAUUCUUGUGAUAUGUCGGUGCUGGUUAUUUUUAUAUAUAUUUUAUGACUUUUU
Messenger RNA from Anoplophora glabripennis (Asian longhorned beetle), 1872 nucleotides. RefSeq names its product synaptic vesicle 2-related protein. Gene Ontology annotation, molecular function: transmembrane transporter activity. The record is from RefSeq and is a predicted model, not a curated record. Bases 83 to 1657 code for a protein of 524 amino acids. Gene Ontology annotation, biological process: transmembrane transport. The transcript is spliced from 11 exons. Gene Ontology annotation, cellular component: membrane. Lineage: Eukaryota; Metazoa; Arthropoda; Insecta; Coleoptera; Cerambycidae.